This is a messenger RNA of Rhizophagus irregularis DAOM 181602=DAOM 197198, 1011 nucleotides long. RefSeq lists its product as uncharacterized. NCBI's taxonomy places the organism in Eukaryota, Fungi, Glomeromycota, Glomeromycetes, Glomerales, Glomeraceae. The record is from RefSeq and is a predicted model, not a curated record.
CUAUGUCUGAAACUAGUACACCUUUUACUCCAGCUUCCACCUCUACUACUGUUGCUGGAAAUGAGACAAUUAUAAUCGAGAAAGAGAGAAUAAAUGGCCGGGACUUUCUCAAGGCGACUAAGCAAGAUUUUCGAGAUUAUGGCAUGAAGGGAGGACCUGCGUCAAGGCUUGCGGACUUCGCUAAGGAGUGUAAGGAGAAAAAGAAGCGUGCGUUUUCCUCAUACCGCAGUUUGGAGGAAGUGUUAGAAAAAUACGGCAUUAAGAGUAGUAGUAUAACGAGCAUCCCCCAGUUCACACCAGAGCUUAAGCUCUGCAUUGAUGACAUUCUUCGUAGGAUAAAAAACAUGGGGCCAGUCGUAGAUAGUAAUGAGGCUAUGCGUUGCGAAUACAUUUCUACAAUCCUUCAUACUGCUGUCAGCAUCCUCGGAGGAUUGGUAAUCUUGCCUCAGAUGAAUGUAUCUGGUGAAGAAAGUUCCGGCCGUGUAGAUUAUGCGAUCAAGAAAAUACUGGAUGAUUUGCUCGAAGAAAUAAUAUGCAUAACCGAAGGAAAGCAAAACCAGCCAGGGAAAGGAGUGGCUCAGAACCUUAUGCAAUGUCGAAGUUCGUGCGAAAUGAACUUAGAUACGCUCAAGAAAAAGCGUACGGCUGUUGAAGCAUUCGAGGAGUAUGAAUAUGUCUAUGGUAUCGUCACAACAGCCACGGACUGGUAUUUCAUUCUACAUAGCACCGAGGCUAUCUAUUGUACGAGCAAGACUGAGUAUCGCAUCUCUCUGACUGAAGACGCACUCAAGGACUCAACCGACUUGCGCAAGAAUGUGAAGAGGAUUUUAGGGGUUAUAGUGGGUUUGUUAAAAGAUAGGGUAUCAGCUAGUGAAGAACCUGCAAAUAAGAAGCGCCGUGUAGAAGAGAUAAUCAAGAAAAAAAUAAUUGUAUAGGACACUAGCAUAGACGUCAUGUAUCACGGGCUACGUCCCGAACAUUUGUAUUUAUUUUUUUGCAUGUAAUAAUAAA